CCCAGCAGUCGCAAAGCAUAUAGCGCGGGAUAAAACGAAAGCUUAUGAGUAAUUGGACAUCCUUCCUUCAUUUCUGUCAAAGGAGAUAAAGCAGAUGCUUCAUGCGGAAUGGAAGGAGAUUUUGUUUCACCAAAGACGCAAUGAGAGGGUCUAGGUUCAGAGAUCAUUGAACAUUUGGUUGAAACGCUUAUCAGCAGAAUAUACGAGUGUUUUGCUCUGUGAAGGAAAAUACUGUUGUUCAUUUUUUCCUGAAGUGCUGUAUUGUACCGAAGUUGACAUGGCUCUUCUAGUCCACCUUAAGACGAUCCGGGACCUUCGUGGAAAGGGGGACAGAAUCGCCAAAGUAACAUUUCGAGGUCUGUCGCUCUACACGCAUGUGCUGGAAAACUGUGAGGAUGAGGCCAGAUUUGAUGAGACGUUCCGAUGGCCGAUUGCCAGUAGAGUGGAUGAAAAUGAGAUGCUGGAAGUUCAAGUGUUCAACUACAGCAAAGUCUUCACCAACAGAGUCAUUGGAACCUUCAAGAUGGUUCUACAGAAGGUGGCAGAGGAGGGCCAGCUAGAGGUGACAGACACACUCAUCGACGACAACAACACCGCCAUCAGGGCCAGUGUUACCAUAUACAUCAAGUACACGACGAUGGAUGGGACUGUGGGGGUUUGGAGUGACGGAGAAUUCCUGGACAUCCCAGGUGACCCGGAGGGAACGUUCCAGUUUGAGACGGACAGUCUGCUCUCCGGACACAGCCAGGGGUCAGGAGUGUCACAGGGGCGAUCCCUCCAUGGAAUUCCCACUUUUAGGAAAGCGGGGAAGGGGGUAUUCUCAGCCAUGAAGCUCGGCAAGACCAAGAGCUCCAAGGAUGACCACAAGAAAGAUGAGCCAGCCAUCUUGGACAUGGAGGAUCUGAACAGGAAGGCCAUGCGUCUGGGGGGGGUGGGGGGUCUGGACCCAGACUGCAUCUCCCUGGCCUCCGUCACUGCCGUCACCACCAAUGUCUCCAACAAGAGAUCAAAGCCUGAUAUCAAGAUGGAGCCUAGUUCUGGGAGGCCUGUGGAUUACCAGAUUAGCAUCACAGUCGUUGAGGCAAGGCAGCUGGUUGGCCUUAACAUGGACCCUGUGGUCUGUGUGGAGAUUGGGGACGACAAGAAGUACACCUCCAUGAAGGAGUCCACUAACUGCCCCUACUACAAUGAGUAUUUUGUCUUUGACUUCCACGUCCCACCAGAUGUCAUGUUUGACAAGAUCCUGAAGCUCUCCGUGAUCCACUCUAAGAACCUGCUGCGGAGUGGCACCUUAGUUGGAACUUUCAAGCUGGAUGUUGGCACAGUCUACUCCCAGCCUGAGCACCAAUUCUACCACAAGUGGGCCACACUGUCUGACCCUGAUGACAUCACGGCCGGCUGCAAAGGUUACAUCAAGUGUGACAUCGCCGUGGUGGGGAAGGGGGACAACAUCAAGACUCCCCACAAGGCCAACGAGACUGAUGAAGACGACAUAGAAGGGAACCUCCUUCUUCCAGAGGGUGUUCCCUUGGAGAGGCAGUGGGCACGGUUCUACGUGAAGAUCUACCGCGCUGAGGGCCUUCCCAAGAUGAACACCAGCAUCAUGGCCAACGUUAAGAAGGCCUUCAUAGGGGAGAACAGAGACCUGGUGGACCCCUACGUACAAGUGCUCUUCGCCGGACAGAGAGGGAAGACGUCGGUCCAGAAGAGUAGUUAUGAGCCGAUCUGGAAUGAGCAGGUGGUCUUCACUGAGAUGUUUCCUCCGCUCUGCAAACGCAUGAAGGUCCAGAUAAGAGACUCCGACAAAGUCAACGACGUCGCCAUAGGAACACACUUCAUUGACCUGCGAAAGAUCGCCAAUGAUGGUGACAAAGGGUUCCUGCCCACCAUGGGCCCAGCCUGGGUCAACAUGUAUGGCUCCACCCGCCAGUACACUCUGAUGGAUGAGCACCAGGACUUGAAUGAGGGGCUGGGGGAAGGCGUGUCCUUCAGGGCCCGCCUCCUCAUCUCCAUUGCCGUGGAGAUCCUGGACACCACCUCCACUGAGAUUGUAAGCUCCACCGAGGUGCAGGUGGAGCCUGUCUCUAACAUCUCAGAGAGUGUUACAGGGAAAAUAGAGGAAUUCUUUCUGUUUGGUUCCUUCCUGGAGGCCACCAUGAUCGACAGGAAGAUCGGUGAUAAGCCAAUCAGCUUUGAGGUCACAAUAGGCAACUACGGCAACCAGAUAGAUGGAGUGAGCAAGCCCUCGGCAGCUAAGAAGAAGAAGAAAGAGGGAGAAGGAGGAGGAGGAGAGAGUGAUGAGGAGGAGUCAGAGCUGAUCCAGCAGAACUCCAGUGAAGACGAGGCAGAUGAUGAUGGGGACCUGGUGUCUGUGUCCUCCUCCCCACCCAUGAAACCUGUCAUAACAGACAGGAACUACUUCCACCUGCCCUACUUUGAGAAGAAGCCGUGUAUCUACAUCAAGAGCUGGUGGCAGGACCAGAGGAGAAGACUUUACAACUCCAACAUCAUGGACAAGAUCGCUGACAAACUGGAGGAGGGUCUGAAUGAUGUGCAGGAGAUCAUCAAGACAGAGACAGCCUAUCCAGAGCGCAGACUCAGAGGGGUGCUGGAGGAACUCAGCACUGGCUGCAAUCGUUUCGUCACUUUGGCCAACAAGGACCAGAACCAGGCAGGCAGAACCAAACUGGACAAAGAGAGACUCAAGUCCUGCAUGAGAGAGAUGGAGAGCAUGGGCCAGCAGGCCAAGCUGAUUCGCUCCCAGGUGAAGAGGAACACAGUGAGAGACAAACUGAAGAUGGUUCAGAACUUCCUGCACAGGCUACGUUUCCUUGCCGACGAGCCCCAGCACAGUAUCCCAGACGUGUUUGUAUGGAUGAUGAGUAGCAACAAGCGUAUCGCCUACGCCCGCAUCCCCUCCAAAGACAUCCUCUACUCCAUCGUAGACGAGGAGACAGGCAAGGACUGUGGCAAGGUCAAAGCUGUCUUCCUCAGGCUGCCUGGUAAGAAGGGGUUUGGUCCAGCCGGGUGGACAGUGCAGGCUAAGAUGGAGAUGUACCUGUGGCUGGGCCUCAACAAACAAAGGAAGGACUUCCUGUCUGGCCUGCCCAACGGCUUUGAAGAGAACAAGGCUCCGAGGACAGGCUCGUGUCUGCAGUCUUUACCCCCUAUCAGUCUGGUUUAUAACAUGAAGCAGGUAUUCCAGCUGAGGGCUCACAUGUACCAGGCCAGGAGUCUGUUUGCUGCAGACAGCAGUGGCCUGUCAGACCCUUUCGCCAGGGUCUUCUUCUCCACACACAGCCAGGUCACUGAGGUCCUGAGUGAGACUCUGUGCCCUACGUGGGAUCAGCUGCUGGUGUUUGAUGAUGUUGAGCUGUUCGGGGAGGUCGGCGAGCUGCGAGACGACCCACCUAUCAUUGUGGUAGAGGUCUACGACCAGGACACUGUGGGCAAGGCAGAGUUCAUUGGUCGUACGUUUGCUAAGCCCAUCACUAAGAUGUGUGACGAGCACUACGGACCCCCGAGGUUCCCCCCUCAGCUAGAGUACUACCAGAUCUACCGUGGUAACUCUACCGCCGGUGACCUGCUGGCUGCCUUCGAGCUGCUACAGAUUCCCUAUGACCAUGAGGAGAUCAGGAGGGCUCUGAUUGCUGUCCAUGACUUUGCAGUUCCUCAGAUUAAGAUUGGGCAAGGGGGGAGGGCGGAGCUUCCUGCCAUCAAUGGUCCGACAGACUCGGACCGUGGACCCAUCCUCCCUGUGCCAAUGGGCAUCAGACCUGUCCUAAGCCGUUAUCGCAUAGAGGUUCUGUUCUGGGGCCUGCGGGACCUGAAGAGGGUGAAUUUGGCCCAGGUGGACAGACCCAGGGUGGACAUAGAGUGUGCAGGGAGAGGAGUCCAGUCUGCACUGAUCGUGAACUUCAAAAAGAACCCCAACUUCAGCACACUGGUCAAGUGGUUCGAGGUGGACCUGCCAGAGAACGAGCUGCUCCACCCUCCUCUUAACAUCCGGGUAGUGGACUGCAGGGCAUUUGGCCGAUACACCCUGGUGGGUUCCCACGCCGUCACCAGCCUACGACACUUCAUCUACAGCCCCCCAGACAAGACGCAAAACAACUGGGCCAGCGCAGCUAGACUGAUGAAUGGCUACAUGGUCCUGACCAACGGGGGGUCCCAAUCUCGCCCCUCCUCCCCUUACUCCCGCACCCUGCCCUGUACCCUCUCUCACCCCACAGGUGAUGUCAUAGUCAACAUGGGUGCCAACCCCUCAGUCAGGAAAAUGGACACGGUGGUGAAGUUAGAUGCUUCGUCUGAUGCAGUAAUUAAAGUUGAUGUGAAUGAGGAGGAGAAAGAAGAGAAGAAGAAGAAGAAGAAGAAGAAGAAGGGAGAGGUGGAGGAGGACGAUGAGACCGACGAGAGAAUGCUGGACUGGUGGUCCAAAUAUUUUGCUUCCAUCGAGACACUGAUGGAGAUCCUCAGGGCCCAGGAGGCAGCUCUGGCUGAGGCCGAGGAGAGGGAGGAGCAGGAGAUAGCAGCAGAGGGAGCAGAUAUCAAACCUGAUGACCUCCCUGUAAAAGGCUCCAAGGGUAAGGAGAAGAGCCGAGACAAGAGCAGGAACAAGGACAAGAAGAAGAGUCACCAUGCAGGAGAGGGGACAGAGAAACGCCCCAGCAAACCCAAAGUGAACGAGCUGCUGGUGUACAACAAGGAGUUAGAGGCAGAGUAUGAUAACUUUGAGGACUGGCUCCACACCUUCAACUUGUACAGAGGGAAGGCAGGGGACGACGAUGAAGCAGCCCUGGAUGACGACAGGAUCGUGGGCAGAUUCAAGGGCUCCAUGUGCAUGUACAAGCUGCCUCUGUCUGAGGAGAUCACCCGGGAGGCGGGCUUCGACCCUAACAUGGGCAUGUUCCAGAGCAUUCCACACAAUGACCCAAUCAAUGUGUUGGUGCGAGUCUUCGUGGUCAGGGCCACAGACCUCCAUCCUGCUGAUGUCAAUGGGAAAGCGGACCCCUACGUCGUCAUCAAACUGGGCAAGUCAGAGCUGAAGGAUAAAGAGAACUAUAUCUCCAAACAGCUCAACCCUGUCUUUGGCAAGGCGUUUGACAUGGAGGCUACGUUCCCCAUGGAGUCCAUGUUGACCGUGUCAGUGUACGACUGGGAUCUGGUGGGCACUGAUGACCUCAUCGGGGAGACCAAGAUCGACCUCGAGAACCGCUACUAUAGCAAACACAGAGCUACCUGUGGCAUCGCUAACAACUAUUCUGUGCAUGGUUACAACAUGUGGCGUGACCCCAUGAAGCCAAGCCAGAUCCUGGCCAAGCUCUGUAAGGAGGGCAAGCUGGACGGACCCCACUACGGCCCCGGGGGAAGGGUCAAGGUCGCCAACCGUAUCUUCAUGGGUGCCACAGAGAUCGAGGAUGAGACUGGUCUAAAGAAGCAGACAGAUGAGCACCUGGCGCUGACGGUGCUGAAGCACUGGGAGGAGAUCCCUAGGGUGGGCUGUAAACUCAUCCCAGAACACGUCGAGACAAGACCCCUGUUCCACCCUGAGAAACCUGGCAUCGAACAGGGGCGGAUAGAGAUGUGGGUAGACAUGUUCCCCAUGGACAUGCCAGCACCUGGACCCGCCAUUGACAUAUCACCACGGAAACCAAAGAACUUUGAGCUGCGUGUUAUUAUUUGGAACACUGAUGACGUAGUUCUAGAGGACGAUGCUUUCAUGACAGGAGAGAAGAUGUCUGACAUCUAUGUCAAGGGGUGGCUGAAAGGGCAACAGGAGGACAAACAGGACACAGAUGUCCACUACCACUCUCUGACAGGCGAGGGGAAUUUCAACUGGCGCUUCGUGUUCCCCUUUGACUACCUGAUGGCCGAGGAGAAGAUUGUCAUCUCUAAGAAGGAGUCCAUGUUCUCCUGGGAUGAGACAGAGUACAAGAUCCCUGCACGCCUCACCUUGCAGGUCUGGGACGCUGACCACUUCUCCGCUGAUGACUUCCUAGGUGCAAUAGAGCUGGACCUGAACAGGUUUCCCCGCGGGGCGAAGACAGCCAAGCAGUGUUCCCUAGGCAUGGUCCAGAAUGAGGCUGAGCUGCCCUGCAUUUCCAUCUUCAAACAAAAGAGAGUCAAGGGCUGGUGGCCAUUCGUGGCCCGCGAUGAAAACGACGAGAUGGAACUCACGGGUAAAGUGGAGGCGGAGCUUCAUCUGAUGUCGGCAGAGGAAGCGGAGAAAAGUCCUGUUGGUCUGGGACGCAAUGAGCCUGACCCUCUGGAGAAACCAAAUCGCCCGGACACCAGUCUCAUGUGGUUUGUGAACCCUCUGAAGUCCAUCCGCUACUUCAUCUGGCACAACUACCGCUGGCUGAUCCUCAAGGCCCUGGGCCUGCUGCUACUGCUGCUCCUGCUCGGCCUCUUCCUCUACUCCUUCCCUGGCUACCUGGUCAAGAAGAUGCUGGGGGCCUGAGAGAACGUCGACCCACCAGGGCCACCGGUAGCCCCCUCUCUCUGUCCUAUCCUAGCCUCUCCUCUCUUGUCCUCCGUUCCGCAUUUUCCGUCAGCUCCUCUUUCCCUCUCUCUGUUCUCUCCUCUGUUCCUCCUUUUCACCGAACCCAUAUCGCUUCACUCUCUGUCUUUUCCCUUCUCACCUCUUUCCUCUGCUUUCGACCACCUUCCUUUUCCAUAACCUCUUUCUUCCAUCCCUCAACCGCUCAUCUCGUCCUCUUUUUUUCCCCCCAGGUAUGUCUCAGUCUUUGUCUUUCCUCAGAUAUACAGAGAUUGUCUCUGGUAGCUUUUGCUGCAUCCCUCCCCUUUUUUUCUUUGCUCUCAGCAUCUUCAUGUCCCUGUCUCUGUCCCCUAUACUGUCCUCUGUCUCUGUCCCCUAUACUGUCCUCUGUCUCUGUCCCCUAUACUGUCCUCUGUCUCUUGUCGCUCAACCUGCCAGUGUCUGGUGUCAAUCCCGAGUCUUCCAUUGUGCAUCACACUGUCAUUACACUGGCGGCUUCAGGGGAAAUACUUUUUAAUAUGUAGCUGCGUUCAAGCGAGCUGUCAAACAAACACCAUCUAAUUUUACAUCUGUGUCUCCAUCGUCUGAGUCUCCAUCGUCUGUGCUUCCCGAUUGUGCGGUGGUUCUUCUGGUUCUGUAUAAAAUAAAAAAGAACAUUGCUAUUUUGUAAACAGGGUUGUUUGUGUAGUAGGGUGUGGAGAAAUUGUGAGCAGUUAGAAAUAGUGAUACAUCAUAUGGCUUACGAACCACUAACGCUUGCUCUCCUCUUUCCUCUCUUUACCCUGCACUUUGGCCCCCAUUACCACUGUUUCCCCACCCCACCCACUACCCUCCCUUUAAUCCACUCACCCUUCUGUUCCCCACCUCUACCUCUCCCACAACCGCCCCCAUCUACCCCAUAUCUUUCCCCACUUCCUUCCCUUAUACCCUCCAUCACACCCUUUUAACCCUCAACCCCCAUCCCACCCAUCCCAUGCCCCACUAUCUACCCCUCUAUUCUCAUCCUUCCCCUCUAAUCUUACAC
This is a messenger RNA of Oncorhynchus gorbuscha (pink salmon), 7523 nucleotides long. RefSeq names its product otoferlin-like. The record is from RefSeq and is a predicted model, not a curated record. The transcript is spliced from 46 exons. Gene Ontology annotation, molecular function: calcium ion binding; AP-2 adaptor complex binding. Gene Ontology annotation, cellular component: presynaptic active zone membrane; synaptic vesicle membrane. NCBI's taxonomy places the organism in Eukaryota, Metazoa, Chordata, Actinopteri, Salmoniformes, Salmonidae. Bases 278 to 6460 code for a protein of 2060 amino acids. Gene Ontology annotation, biological process: synaptic vesicle priming; plasma membrane organization.